UCUUGCGCAAGUAGCGGAGGAGUACGCAGCAAAGAGUAGCUGGACACUGUUGUGAGUGUGGGCGUACUCUCUCUCUGUAGAGGCUGUGGACCACAACGAGCAUGGCCAGGUUGGGAACGCCCCGCAGUGGGUGGUGGCGUUGGUGGCUCUCGCCGUGGCGUUUGUUGUUGUGCGUGGAACGCCGACAGAACGAGGCGAGGCCACAGACGGGAGGCCAAAAGCCACACCCGCACAUCACGAGUGCAUUCAUGACAAGCUUCACAUGCUCCAUGCCGAGCUGCCGCAAAUGGCGGCGCAUGCCCGGCUCGCCCCUCAGGACUAUGACCAUGGGCCGGCGGAACAGGCGAGGAUCUCGGCCCGGAGCGGCUCGGAGGGAACCGGGCCUAUUGGACCCAUCCGCCUUGUCCUCGACUUUACCUACUUUGGCUCGAGCGACGACGUUGAUCGGACGUGCCUCAAUGAGGGCGACUCGGUGAAGAUCGGGGACCCGAGCUCGACGUCGGACGUGUGCUCGGACACGGUCAACACCAAUUGCUGGCUCGCUUGCGACGCCGAGUCGGUCUUUACCACCGCCAAGGGCGAACACCUGCAGAACAAGCUGCUUCCGCAGGCCAAGGCCUGGCUCGAGGGCGCACUCUCUGUUGUGCCAUGCGCCGGCAAUCUCAAGCUCACCGGCUCAACAGUCUGCGGGUACAACGGUGGCAUCACCAUCCCGCCGUCGUACACCAGUCCGGGCGUACCCGCUGACAUGGUGCUGUUUGUCACAGCGCGCCCGACGCUCGGCAACGUCAUUGCCUACGCCGGCUCGUGCAAGGAAGACCAGUUUGGCCGCCCAGUCGCCGGCCACAUGAACUUUGGCCCGAACAAGGUCGAUCUCGCCUCGGAAAUGUACAGCAUGCAGCUGGGCGUCGCCAUCCACGAAAUCACCCACGCUCUCGGCUUCCAAUCGUCCAAGUACGGUACGUUCAAGGAUGGGCUCAAUUCGACAAACGCGCUCCCGGGCCCCAUCACCGAGACCGACGAUGGCAUCACCUACCUCAAGACACCCAAGGUUGUGGCCACCGCUCAGGACUACUUUAACUGCCCCUCCAUCACCCGCAUCCCUGUCGAAGACGCCGGCGGCGCAGGUACUGCAGGCUCCCACUGGGAGAAGCGGCUCUUCCUCGACGAGUUUAUGACCGGCUCGUCGUCCAUCAAGCCGGUCCUCUCGGUCUUUACUCUCGCCAUCCUCGAGGACUCGGGCUGGUACCUGCCCGACUACUCCAAGGCUGAUCGCCUCGACUGGGGCCGCAACAUGGGUUGCUCGUUUGUCAAUGAUGACUGCGGCCUUUGGAAGGACUCGGGCGCCUUUGGCUACAACUGCGGCCUCGACACAAAGUCGAACAACCAAUGCACCUACGACCGCAAGGCCAAGGGCUACUGCCAGAUCGAUGACUACUCGCCGGCCACCCUCGCACCCGCCUACCAGCACUUUCCAGGCAUGCCGUCGCUCGGCGGCUUCUCCGACCUCGCAGACUUCUGCCCCAUCACCCGCCCCUACUCCAACGGCCUCUGCUCCCAGUCAUCAACCGCAACCUCCAACUCGUUCAACUACGGCGAGAACUUUCAUGACGAGUCGCGCUGCUUUGACUCGUCGCUCACCGUCGGCGACGACUUUGGCCCGCUUCGCCAAAACUGCCACCGCACUCUUUGCUUCAAUGCCACCGGUCCACUUCGCGUCCAAAUCGGCCUCACCUGGGUCGUCUGCCCCUCGUCCGGCAAGCUCACCGCUCCGGGCUAUGAGGGCUCACUCGACUGCCCCGAUGUCUCCUUCUUCUGCGCCGGCACUCCGUCGACCUCGAUUGCCUUUCCCACCCCGACAAACGUCGAGCCCAAGUCGGUCGGCGAGGGUGACGUCGUGACCGUCACCGGUGAGGGUUUCUUCGCUGGCAUGGACGUCUACCUCGGCCUCCACAAGUGUACCGACGUCACCCUCGUCGAUGCCGCCACGCUCACGUGCGUCGUCGCCGCCCAUCCCGAGUACUCGGAGGAGGUCGACGUCCCGGUCAACACCUACAACGCGGACGGCCAGGGCUCGUACUACUACCCGGUCACUUUCCGCGGCUCAUCUAACUCGCUUCUCAGCAAGGCAUCCGAUGCUUUCAACUCUGCCUCUAACUUUGCUGCCGAGAACUGGUUCUGGAUCUGCCUCGUCCUCAUUUUCCUCGUUCUCGGCUGCGCCUUUUACAAGAUCUGCAUCAAGUCUGGCUCAAAGUCUGCAAAGGUGGCCCCAGCCCCGCCGCCGCACCAUCGCCCGUCGCAGCCGCACCACGCCCCGCAACACGGCCGCGGCGGUGGCCAUCCACAUCAUCCCUACGGCCGCUGA
This is a messenger RNA of Thecamonas trahens ATCC 50062, 2365 nucleotides long. RefSeq lists its product as uncharacterized. Gene Ontology annotation, cellular component: cytoplasm; membrane. The transcript has a single exon. NCBI's taxonomy places the organism in Eukaryota, Apusomonadida, Apusomonadidae. The record is from RefSeq and is a predicted model, not a curated record. Gene Ontology annotation, biological process: proteolysis; cell adhesion. The coding region runs from base 263 to 2365 and encodes 700 amino acids. Gene Ontology annotation, molecular function: metalloendopeptidase activity.